AUGAUCUACACAAUAACUGAGCGAUACGUCUACUUCGUUCGAAUACCAUAUGAAUCGCCUCUGUCCAUUUCUACCACACCACGGCUGACGGCGCUCUGUUACAACUCAGCUGAUCGUGUCGCUCGCAUGGAUUUGUGCGAGUUCGUGAAUGAAACGAAAUCGCGGAUACCCUCAUCAAGAGGACGAGUUGUCAUGCUUCAUAGUUCGCCUUGUUGUGGUGGUAGUAUGCUUGGUCGAUUGCUAAGCUCAGUGGACACAUCCGAAACAAGACUACUCGUUCUGGGUGAACCGCCUGUACUGAGUGCCUUAGCUGUUCUUGCUCAACUCGCAUCGAUCGAAACGAUGCGAUCAAUAACCCUAGCUGCGUUACGAUUUUCGAUGCGACACAUCGAAACCGACCAGGUCGUCGUGAUGAAAGCGAGUUGGCGAUUACUCGAAUCAGAAAUGGUGCAGAAGAUUGGCCCAAAAGUCGACUACGAAUUCUCUUUAGCACAAAUUAUGGGCUGCAUAAUUAAUUAUCAAAGGAAAAUUUGA
Molecule: messenger RNA, 534 nt
Organism: Cooperia oncophora
Lineage: Eukaryota; Metazoa; Nematoda; Chromadorea; Rhabditida; Trichostrongylidae
Source: the annotation of a GenBank genome assembly